UGCACACUGACAAGCUUCUCAAUGUAGCCUGGAUGGUUUGUCAUUUCAGAAGAAAGAUAUGACAGUGUUUACAUUUGGUGCAAGAUGAAGCUGUCACGUUCAGGGAGACGAUGCUUACCGGGAUCCCCUCUGAAGAACAGAUUAGCUGAUGUAAAGAAACCCGGAAGUGUUGUUAAAGCCCCCAGCACCUACAGGCAUAAUGAGUGGCAAAUUCGGCCUCAUGGGCUACAACAGCUCGCGAAAGCACAUUUCUAUCUCCAUCACCUCGUCCACAGAGGUAAUGUCCCCCCACAUCAAGUCUGUGGAGGAACUUAGGGUCCUGGGCAUCAACCUGACCAGCUUCGGUGCUCCCACACAGUUCUUCAUCUGUGUUGCUGGAGUCUUCCUCUUUUACCUCAUCUAUGGAUACCUGCAGGAGUUGAUUUUUUCUGUGGAGGGCUUUAAGCCUUUUGGAUGGUACCUAACCUUGGUCCAAUUUGGCUUCUACUCAAUGUUUGGACUAGUGGAACUCCAGCUCACACAGGACAAACGCAGAAGGAUACCAGGGAAGACCUAUAUGAUCAUAGCAUUUCUAACAGUUGGAACCAUGGGCCUGUCCAACACCUCUUUGGGUUACUUGAACUACCCAACACAGGUCAUCUUCAAGUGCUGUAAACUGAUCCCUGUCAUGAUCGGAGGGGUGUUCAUACAAGGUAAACGCUACAAUGUGGCCGACGUGUCCGCUGCUCUUUGCAUGAGUCUGGGUCUCAUCUGGUUUACCCUGGCUGACAGCAAGGUGGCCCCCAAUUUCAACGUCACAGGUGUCCUCCUUAUCUCCAUGGCACUGUGUGCAGACGCUGCAAUCGGAAAUGUGCAGGAGAAAGCUAUGAAGCUACAUAAUGGCUCCAACUCUGAAAUGGUGCUGUACUCGUACUCCAUUGGCUUUAUCUACAUACUGACUGGCCUGCUGUGUGUGGGUGGGCUGGGGCCAGCAGUGGCAUUCUGUUCAGAGCAUCCAGUGAAGACGUACGGUUAUGCAUUCUUCUUCUCUCUCACGGGUUAUUUUGGCAUUUCCUUCGUACUGGCCUUGAUCAAGCUCUUCGGCGCUCUAGUUGCUGUCACAGUGACUACAGGGCGAAAGGCCAUGACCAUCAUACUUUCCUUCAUGUUCUUUGCAAAACCUUUUACUUUUCAGUACAUCUGGGGUGGCCUUCUGGUGCUCUUUGGCAUCUUCCUGAAUGUUUACAGUAAAAACAAAGACAAGAUGAAGCUACCCUCAAUCAAGGACCUCAGGGGCUGGCUGCUUUCGGGGAAAAAAGUCAGAUUGCUUUCACAAAAUGUAUAGGAAUACACAGAGGUGAAACCGAAGUCCUAUAUAGGCAUAACUCUCUUCAGAUGUAGAGUACACCAACGUCUCUCAGGCGGUAUCAUGGAGCGUACACCCCAACCAUCAGCUUCAUUAACAUCAACACUUGAUGCAACUGGUGGUGGAGCCAAGGUCUGCCAUGUAGGAUAUACACACCGGUCGUGGGUGCACAUGUAAUUCACGCUAAUUAACGAAACUUUUCGAAAACAGUACAACCGUGAUGUGGUCAUAGUAUCCCAUAUUCUCAUCCACCUACCACUAUACCGCUGGUGUAGAAUACACCAAGAGCCCAGACAGCUGAAGGA
Molecule: messenger RNA, 1650 nt
Organism: Lampris incognitus (smalleye Pacific opah)
Lineage: Eukaryota; Metazoa; Chordata; Actinopteri; Lampriformes; Lampridae
Gene: slc35b3
Product: solute carrier family 35 member B3
Exons: 10
Coding region: 200-1324 (374 amino acids)
Biological process (GO): transmembrane transport
Cellular component (GO): endoplasmic reticulum membrane; Golgi membrane
Molecular function (GO): 3'-phosphoadenosine 5'-phosphosulfate transmembrane transporter activity
Source: RefSeq, a predicted model, not a curated record